AUGAACAACAAUGAGAACAUGAGCGGAAGCGCAGACUACUUGCGUGUCCGUGUCCAACCUGAAGAAGACCUAAUCAGCGACCAUACCAGGAGCUACCUGGACAUUGUCUUCUAUGUGGUGCUCCAGGGGGUAGUUACCUUGUGCGGGUGCGCCUUUAACGUGUUGAACAUCGUCGUGUUUGUCAAACAG
Candidula unifasciata is the source of this 189-nucleotide messenger RNA. The record is from the annotation of a GenBank genome assembly. NCBI's taxonomy places the organism in Eukaryota, Metazoa, Mollusca, Gastropoda, Stylommatophora, Geomitridae.